Molecule: messenger RNA, 2260 nt
Organism: Eubalaena glacialis (North Atlantic right whale)
Lineage: Eukaryota; Metazoa; Chordata; Mammalia; Artiodactyla; Balaenidae
Gene: GPRASP3
Product: G protein-coupled receptor associated sorting protein family member 3
Exons: 5
Coding region: 563-2260 (565 amino acids)
Source: RefSeq, a predicted model, not a curated record
GGCGUAGAGGUUUGUCGCGCUGGAAAGGGACGGGAAAGACUUGCACCUGACGCUUGACAGACGGCCGUGAGAGGAGUGAGCUCCCUCAGCCUGUUUUUCCUGUUGGGGGUACUGCAUUUAUGUUUGGGGAACUUCACACUGCGGUCUGGAGAGAUACCUCUAAGUCUCACAUGCAUUGCAGGGCAGAUGCUUAACUAACUCACGCCUGUGGGUUUUUUCAGUCUCAGCCAAAGGACUGGGUUUGUUCCCUUAUAGAGUACUGUAGAAAUCUGCAGGUAGCUGUUCUCUUUGAAUUUGAUAAAGAAAGAGGACAAAAGCUAUUCAUUUGGAUCCAAGGUCUGCCUGUGAGUCGACUAUAGGGCUUAUCAACACUGGAAGCAAGAAAGGAGAAAAUUGCACCAGAUCAGUGCAGGCCUAUCUCCAGUGGUGGCUGUGGUGGCCUUGAAGUGACAGAAGAUCAUCACCUUCAACCCAGUAAAAGAAUAUUAAGACACUGACCUGGGACAUAUUGAGAACCAAAGCCAAGACUGUAUAGAGCUAUCUAUAUAACUGGGCUUCAACCAUGGCUGGGGUUAAGAAUGCAAGUAGAAAGAAUAGGAGUAGAAAGAAUGAGAGUAAAAAGAAGGCCAAAACUGAAAAAAGGGCUGGUGUAGAAGCUGAAGCCAAGAGGGAGGCUACUGCCGUAGUCAGAUCUGUAGCCAAGACCCAGGCCAAAGCAAUAGCUAAGGCAGGGACUCAGGAAGAUGCAGUGGCAGAGGUGAAGGCAGCGUCUAAGAACAAGAUUGUUACUGAGAUGAAGGAAGGAGCUCUGGCAGAUUUCAGUCCCAAAGCUGAAGAUGAGGCCACUAGAGCAUCUCGGUUUUGUUCUGUGGCUGAGGCUAGUGCUGAGUCCAGUGCUGAGUCCAGGUCUACAUGUAAAGAUAAGACUGGUAUUGAUACCUGGUUUUGGGCUGGGGAAGAAGCCAGUGUUGGUUCCUGGUUCUGGAAUGGAGAAGAGGCUGGGAAUCGUUUCAGUGCUAAGGAUGAAGGUAAAGCUGAUAUUUGUCCCCCAUCCUGUGCUAAGAAGUUGGAGCCUGUGGCUGGGGCCAACUGCAAGGCUAGGCCAGGGGCUGAGGAGGAGGAGGAGGAGAACGUUAUUGGGAGCUGGUUUUGGGAUGGAGAUGAAACUAGUUUUGACCCUAACCCUAGACCUGUGAGCAGGAUAAUUAAGCCCCAACCUGUGGAUGAAAUUAAUGAAAAAGAUAGGCCCAAGGACUGGUCUGAGGUAACUAUCUGGCCCAAAGCUCCUGCUGUAACUCCAGCAGUGUUAGGCUUUAGAUCCCAAGUCCCAUUUGAGAAAAAGCCUCCUUCAUAUGUUGUCCUGGCCUCCGCUGAGGAAAAUACCCAUUCUUUGCCUGUGGCAACAGCGGUGUGCCCUUCUAGGAGCACUCCCUCAAGCUCACAGCCUGUCUCUGAGUACCCAUUUGGUUCUGACCCUUGUAUCCAGACCAUAGAGGAGAUCAGGCGCCAAAUCAGGAUCAGGGAGGUGAAUGGGAUUAAGCCAUUUGCUUGCCCUUGCAAAAUGGAAUGCUACAUGGAUUCUGAGGAGUUUGAAAAACUUGUUACCUUACUUAAAUCAACUACUGAUCCUCUCAUUCAUAAAAUAGCUCAAAUUGCAAUGGGGAUCAUUAAUGUUCAUCCAUUUGCCCAAGAGUUCAUUAAUGAGGUGGGUGUAGUGACACUUAUUGAAAGCUUGCUUAGUUUUCCUUCCUCUGAAAUGAGAAAAAAGGCUGUAAUUACUCUGAAUCCCCCCUCUGGGGAUGAAAGACAACGCAAGGUUGAAUUACAUGUUAAGCAUAUGUGUAAGGAAACCAUGUCUUUUCCCUUGAACUCACCUGGACAGCAAUCCGGAUUAAAGAUACUAGGACAACUGACUACUGAUUCUAACCAUCACCACAUUGUUGCCAAUUACUUUUCAGAGCUUUUUCAUUUGCUCUCCCUGGGAAAUCGUAAAACCAGAAAUCUUGUUUUGAAAGUACUUUUGAAUAUGUCUGAAAAUCCAGCUGCAGCCAGAGACAUGAUCAAUACAAAAGCAUUAGCAGCAUUAAAACUCAUCUUUAACCAAAAAGAGGCAAAAGCCAAUCUCGUUAGUGCUGUGGCCAUAUUUAUUAACAUAAAGGAGCAUAUCAGAAAGGGCUCAAUUGUAGUUGUUGAUCAUUUGAGUUAUAAUACACUCAUGGCCAUUUUCCGUGAAGUUAAAGUGAUCAUCGAAACAAUGUAA